AUGCCUCCGCCUGCUUCCCUUUCUCGCUCCGCUCGCUUUGAAAAUUCACAACCUCGAACAGACAUUUCAAACACGUUUAGUGAUACGGUGAAGCUCGAGGUUACCCGCUUGUUUGGCGUAGAAUGUUGGAAUUGUUCGACCACCGAUCCUGAAUUCGCCCAUGUUGUUGCACAGGAAGAUGGUCAACUAAUCAGCCCCAAGGUCCAACAUUGGAGAGAAGCCGGUCUGUUCCCGUUCUCAUUAAAGGCUGCGAUGAACUGUAUUCAGCUUUGUCCUACCUGCUAUACUGCUUUCGCCUGUUUCAAUGACCCCCGCUGGGUGUUCCUUCCGACAGAUUUGAACUUCUUCAUAAGACACGAAAUUGAAGAUCAGCAGCGCCGUGCCCAAGCUGAUCUACCAUCUGGCCGAAUAGUCCCAACCGCAAAGGACUACCAUGAUCACCUCGUCUCAAAAGACCUAGUGCCACACGACGCGAUCGGUGGACUAUAUCGCUGUUACUACCUAAACGAUUUCUUCCGUAUCGGCCGCUUUUCUAUCGAUUUUUUUAAGCUUCCUACUACCCCUAAGCCGUGGCACGGACACCCAUUAGCUACAAUUCGACGAGGGAUCGCUAUAUUAGGAAGUGCCCGCUGUUAUGCACUUGGCCGCACCACGAUCGAUGAAUUAACCACGCUACGCGACUUGUAUUUCAGCGAUAAGAAUCUCCUCGAUCCGAAGCUUGUUCAGCUAUACCACCUUCCUCCCGCAGAUAACAAGAGAAUGAGGAGUGACGAAGAGUCUGACCACCAUAAGAAGAAACCCAAGCUCACCACCAACGCAGACAAUGACGGGACUGUUCAGGAUGACGCACGCCACGUCCGCUCUCAAGCUGAGGCCUCGGGCCUGGUAGGCGCUAAGGCCGAUGCGUACGCCAGUACUGAAUGGGUUCUUGGACCCAGUACUACAGGAAAUGACGCGAUAAACCGAUUCGCGCCAGUGCUACAAUCCACAGACGUCACCUGGCUGCUUCGUUGA
This is a messenger RNA of Penicillium mononematosum, 1014 nucleotides long. RefSeq lists its product as uncharacterized. The record is from RefSeq and is a predicted model, not a curated record. The coding region runs from base 1 to 1014 and encodes 337 amino acids. The transcript is spliced from 3 exons. NCBI's taxonomy places the organism in Eukaryota, Fungi, Ascomycota, Eurotiomycetes, Eurotiales, Aspergillaceae.